Molecule: messenger RNA, 4217 nt
Organism: Rhincodon typus (whale shark)
Lineage: Eukaryota; Metazoa; Chordata; Chondrichthyes; Orectolobiformes; Rhincodontidae
Product: AP-1 complex subunit beta-1
Exons: 11
Biological process (GO): vesicle-mediated transport; intracellular protein transport
Cellular component (GO): clathrin adaptor complex; membrane coat
Source: RefSeq, a predicted model, not a curated record
CUUGAUCUGCAGGUGGUAGCAAAUGCUGUGGCAGCUCUGUCAGAGAUUGCAGAGUCCCAUCCAAAUAGCAACUUAUUGGACCUCAACCCUCAGACUAUCAACAAACUUUUAACAGCCUUAAAUGAAUGUACUGAAUGGGGACAGAUAUUUAUCUUGGAUUGUUUAGCCAACUAUAAUCCAAAAGAUGACAGGGAGGCUCAAAGCAUCUGCGAACGUGUGACACCACGUUUAUCUCACGCUAACUCAGCUGUUGUUCUGUCGGCUGUAAAAGUCCUAAUGAAAUUCAUGGAAAUGUUGUCAAAGGACUUGGAUUACUAUGGCACUUUGCUGAAGAAACUGGCACCCCCGCUUGUAACAUUGCUGUCUGCAGAACCAGAGCUUCAAUAUGUUGCCCUCAGGAACAUUAAUCUCAUUGUACAGAAAAGGCCUGAGAUUCUUAAGCAUGAAAUGAAGGUUUUCUUUGUAAAAUACAAUGAUCCAAUUUAUGUGAAACUGGAAAAACUGGACAUUAUGAUUCGCUUGGCUUCUCAGGCCAACAUUGCACAGGUUUUGGCAGAAUUGAAGGAAUAUGCAACAGAAGUAGAUGUUGACUUUGUACGGAAGGCUGUGCGUGCAAUUGGACGGUGUGCUAUUAAAGUUGAGCAAUCAGCAGAGCGCUGUGUGAGCACACUCCUUGACCUCAUUCAAACAAAGGUAAAUUACGUUGUGCAGGAAGCCAUAGUAGUAAUCAAAGACAUCUUCCGCAAAUACCCAAACAAGUAUGAAAGUGUUAUUGCUACACUUUGUGAAAAUCUUGACUCGCUGGAUGAACCAGAAGCACGAGCAGCCAUGAUCUGGAUUGUAGGUGAAUACGCAGAAAGAAUCGACAAUGCUGAUGAACUAUUAGAGAGCUUCUUGGAAGGAUUCCACGAUGAAAGCACACAGGUUCAGCUUCAGCUUUUGACAGCUAUUGUGAAACUGUUCUUAAAAAAACCUACUGAGACGCAGGAACUCGUGCAGCAAGUUCUCAGCUUAGCCACGCAGGUUUGGUUGCCAGCUGCAAAAGCUAAAGGUCUUGAGAUUUCUGGUACAUUUUCACGCCGCAUGGGUCAUAUCUACAUGGAUCUCUCCCUGAUGAACAAAGCCAUGCAAGUAAUGACUGACUUUGCAAUCCAAUUUAACAGAAAUAGCUUCGGUAUGGCACCAGCUGCUCCCCUACAGGUCAAUGCUCCGCUUGCUCCUAACCAGACGAUUGAAGCCUCUCUCCCUCUGAACACUGUUGGUCCGGUUAUGAAGAUGGAUCCGCUCACCAACCUACAGGUUGCAGUAAAGAACAACAUUGACGUCUUCUACUUCAGCUGCCUGUACCCAAUUAAUAUGUUGUUUGUAGAAGAUGGAAAAAUGGAUCGACAAAUCUUUCUGGCAACUUGGAAGGACAUUCCAAAUGAGAAUGAAGUACAAUUCCAAAUCAAAGACUGCCACCUUAAUGCAGGUAAAAUGUGGAUUUUCUAAAUUACUUAUGGAAUAAAUUGGACACUCAGCAUCGUUAAAUUUGACUUUUGAAGAAUUACGAGCUUUGUUGCCUGCAUUCUCCUCGCAAUGGACUCAACUUAUUCUGUACAUUUGUAUGUUGCUGUCAGUUUGAAAAAUAACAAUAAAAAUUAAUUAUUAUAGGUGCAGAGUUUGCACUUCUUAGUGGACCUGCUGUGGUGGAAACCUGAAGCAUGCCUUCUGUCUCAGAAGCCAUUCAAUUUCAAAUGCAGUUUAAAGCUAAUUUCCUGAAUACACCCAAUAUGAUUAGCUUUUUAGUGGUAUGGCUGUUUGAACCCUAGUGUUCAACAGAGAGCAACUUAAACCUAACAUUCACCUCUUCUGAUCCAUAACUAAGAUUUAAGUCUAAUCGUAUAUUUGUUUAUUUUUAUGCCUUAUGAGAGCAAUGUCAUUUUAAUAUCUUGCUUCUAGAAGACUGCUGUGACAUCUAAUAAUUUCUAGUCAUCAGCUCAAAACUUUAACUAUGUCUUUGUCUCCACAGAUGCCACCAGACCAGCUGAAUGUUUUGGCAUUUGUUUAUUUCAGGUUUCUAAUUUCUAGUAUGAGUAUAGGAAUAGGAAGAAGUUAUUUAGCUUAUUGAGCCUGCUGCAUUAUUUAAUAUGCUCAUCACUGACUGAACACUUGAAUGUCUUUUACUCACACUGUUGUCAUAUCCUUUAUGCCACUGCUAGUCAGAAAUCUAUUUAAAUAUAGUCGAAGACUGAACUUCCAAGCCCUCGUGAGUAGAAAAUUCCAAAGAUUUACAACCCUCUGAGCAACAUUUUCUCGCCAUUUUUUAAAAAUGCAUUCUGGUUCUAGACUUCCCAGCAAGAAGGAAACACCUUACCCGCGUCUCCCUUGUCUAUCCUUUAAGUAUUUUGACAGUUUCAGUGAAGCUCCAUAGCAUACAGUCCAAGUAUCUCUUCAUAGGAAGGUCCCACCAUUAUGGGACAAUAAUGUAUUUCCUGAGGUAAGGCGACCCAAACUGCACACAGUACUCUGAUGUAGUCAGUAAAAGCUUCUAUGCAAUUGAAGGAAGACUUCACUGUACUCAAAACCUCUUGCGAUUAAAGGCUAGUGUUCUACUAGCCUUCGUAAUAGCUUCCUGCAUUCCUGUUAGCCUUCAGUGACUUAUUGACAGGGAUACCCAGGUCCCUUUGCACAUCUACAAUUUCCAAUAUCUUACCAUUUAAGAAAUACUUUGCACAUCUGUUCCUUCCACGAACCGUAUUAUAUCUCAUCUGCUAUUUUCUUGCCCACUUCACUAAACCUGGCCAAAUCCUCCUCACAACACGCAUUCCUACUUAGCGUUGUGUCAACCAAAAAUUUGGAAAUACUACAUUUGGUCCCUACAUCCAAAUCACUGAUAUAUAAUCUGAAUAGCUGAGGCCCAAGUACUGAUCCUUGCGGUAACCAUGUGUCAUAGUCCGUCAGCACAAGAGUAGGACCAUAAGAGAGUUACCCAUUUAUCCCUACUCUGUUUUCUGUCUGUGAGCUAAUCCUUAAUCUAUAUCAAUACAUUACCUUUUGUCUUGCCUGUUUUUUAAUUUUACUAACCAAUCCACGUUUUCUACAUCCAUCAACUCCAAUUUACCAAUUUUAAAAAUUCUAACAAGUACAUCAAACACAAUUUUCCAUUUGCAAAUCCAUGCUGACUAUACCCAGUCAGAUGAUUUUGAUUCAAGUGUCCAUGCAUCACACCUUUUUUGACAGAUUCCAGCAAUUCCCCUACUGCUGAUGCAAAACUGAGAGGUCUGUAGUUCUUUGUUUCUGUCUCGCUCCUUUCUUAAAUAGUAGGAUGACAUUUGCUGGUUUCCAAUCUGCAGGAAUCUUUCCAGAAUCUAUGGAAUUUUGGAAGCUGAUCGCCAAUGCUUUGACUAGCUCCAUAGUCGUCACCUUCAGUACUCUAGAAUGUAGCCUUUUAGGCUCCAGGAACUUAGCAACUUUCAGACCUGUUCAUUUUUCCUGUACAGUGUUCUUCUUAAUACUUCAACUCUUCGUACAGUCCACUUUUGUGUUUUGUUAGAUGACAUUUGUAUUCUAAUUUCCUUUCCUUCCCUUAUCAAUUUCUUGGUCCUCUUUUAUAUUCUUAAAAACUUCCUCAGAUUUUUUUUACUGUCUUUGGCCAUUUUAUAAGCCUUUUUUAAUGUUAUACAAUCCUUAACUUCAUUCAUUAGCCACGGUUGACUGGCCUUUUUUGAGUUUUAGUACAUUGAAGAACUGUGUAGUUGAAAUAUGCUGUUAUAAUUCUUUAAAUUUCCCAGUCCAACUGGUCCAAUUUGUGCCUCAUGGUUUUGUAACUUCCCAUUCACAAAUGAAACUCUUGCUUCAGAUUAUGCCUCACUUUUAAACAUAAUGUAAAAUUUUAUAAUAUUAUGGUCAGUCAUCCCUAAAAGUUCUUUUACAAGAUUAUCAAUUAGCCCUUUUUCAUACAUGAUACUAAAAGAGACUGUCCUUUUGUUGGCUCAUCAACAUUCUGCUCUGGAAAAGCUAGUUUGAACCAAAACCAGCAGCACCAGCAAAUCUCCAUAUGAGGAUGUCAGUCGCAGUCCUAUGACGAUGUAGCCCAUCCAGCUUGUGCAGUUCACGCCUGUCCCAGAACUGGUCCUAAUGCUUCAGAAAAUCCCUGAGAUACUACUUAAACUUAUUCUCUACAGCUUUAGUGCUUAAUUCUUUUACUCAAUCUAUAUGCAAAUUGAAGUCACCCA